This is a messenger RNA of Anguilla rostrata (American eel), 6306 nucleotides long. It is a transcript of the gene npat, whose product is annotated as nuclear protein, ataxia-telangiectasia locus. Gene Ontology annotation, cellular component: nucleus. NCBI's taxonomy places the organism in Eukaryota, Metazoa, Chordata, Actinopteri, Anguilliformes, Anguillidae. Gene Ontology annotation, molecular function: transcription coregulator activity; protein binding. The transcript has 19 exons. The record is from RefSeq and is a predicted model, not a curated record. Bases 548 to 4855 code for a protein of 1435 amino acids.
UACCAUUGUUUAUAAACUUCUUCACUACUUAUGUGGAUUAAUCCGCGGACAGACGUCUCUGCUUUUUGCCUUCCUAGUUAACCUGGCAGAAAAACGGGAUCUUGAGGGUGUCCUAUUUGCUUCCUCCCAGAAUAAGGCUCCCCAAGGAGUGUAAAUGCACCUACUGUAAACAGCUUUUGCCUAAAGCAUCUGCCAAAGGCCCAAAUAGUCAUUUCAAUUGUGAAUUUAAUUCAUUUUAGUUAAUCCAGUUUUUUUUUUUUCUCACAAUGAAUGAGUGAACAAUUCAAUAGCCUUCCACUAACAUGUGGCUAAUAAAAACGAGAAAUCCUUUUUAAUUUGAGAGACACACCUCUAUUCGUCUGCUUGUUAGCGAAGCAUCAGCUUCUCUGCACAAGUCCUUUGGGUCCCCUUGCAAGUUGCUAAGAACAACACAUCCUUCAUCAACAAACAGACACCCUCAUGCGGGAACAGAGUACAGUACUCAACACACUAAUAGGCUGUCAGUGCAAAUCCAGCAGAAACAGAACCUUCUCUCACACCUGGAGACAUGAAAUUCUGCAUUGGAAGAAAAUGUGGGGGAUAUCUGCAACAAGAAGGGCUCCGUGCCACAACAAGGGCAUUCAUUCUCGAGAGCUCAAACUUAAAGGAGUAUGCGGAACACAGCACCGACGAUGGGGCUAUUCCGGCUUGUGUUUUUUCCUUGUUUGGGAAAAACUUGACAACAAUUUUGAAUGAAUAUGUUGCUGUCAAAGCGAAGGAAUCAUGUCACGAGACGCAGGUGCCGGCAAUGAUGACAUCUCUAUGGAAAAAAUUAGAUUUCACUCUGAAUCAAAUCAAGUCUAUGCAGAACUCUCCUGCUGUUUACCAGAAUCAAAGACUCCGAACGCGGAACGGGAUUAUGAAUAUGAGGGGGCAGAGAUCGCUGUCGUCCUGCACCCGAUCCCCAAGCACGGCACUUCUCGCGGUUCCACCACCGUCCACCCAUUACGACGCCAGCCCUCUGGCCACCCCCCAGGGCAUGCUGGGACAUUCCACGCCUGUCUGCUACAGCUCUUUGCAGACGAGGCCCUCCCAGCUCUGUGUCAGUCAGCCUCAGAUUCAGGACGUAGGCCGGCUUGUCAUCAACAUGAACAGAGAAUCACCUUUGCACAUUGUUGUUCCUGACCGCAGAAUAAACUCAGGACCAUUGUCCCCAGGACGCCGGAAAUGCGACUCCCCAAGGAGGCGAGGUGGAGGGCUUUGUGGGCUGUCUGGGACAACACGCACUGCAGCGCCCUCUAGUGGCCCAAUCCCUGACCAGCAGAAUGAGGCUCUCCAAGAAGGCGUUGCGGAGAACUUCCCACAAAUGGUUAUUGAAAAUGCUCGGGAAAAGAUACUGAAUGACAAGUCCUUGCAAGAAAAGCUGGCUGAAAACAUCAAUAAGAUCUUGGGAAGUGACAUUAAUCCACAGUCCUCUAAACAAGUGGCAUGUAGUACUGUGGUACCGGAUCAGUCCAUUGAUGAAAUAUUGGGCCUCCAGGGGGAGAUCCACAUGUCUGAUGAUGCCAUCCAGGAUAUUUUGGAGCAGACAGAGUCUGAUCCUGCCUUCCAAGCUCUCUUUGACCUGUUUGAUUGUGGGAAAAACAAAGACAGCGAAGGAGAGAGCCAGUUUGACACCAGUCUCAGUAACACUACACAGGAAAGUGAUGAAGCAGAUUCUUCCUCUCAAACCAGGGAUCCAGGUACAAGCCAAGAAGAACCAACAUCUGGGGCAGAAACAAGUUCUAGAAUCCUGAGAACGAGGAGCGCGCAAGACCACAAAAGCAAGAAAACCAGAAAAACGGCACCCCUUGCCUCAAACGCGUCGAAGAGUGGCCCUGCACUGGGUAAAAGAGGCAAUCCCCACACAAAGGCUGGAGCGACCGAGACUGUGGCUGUGGCAGGCAGUGACGGGAAGUCGGGCAGUGCCCAGUCCAAAGCACAGAGCAGCGUUGGCAGGGACUCUGUUUCAGCAGCAGCACAAGGCAUGCCAAGCUCUGUGCUAGCUGAGGAGGAUGACGACAUGGAAGUGGCUGAGGCCACAGAGACUGCAGUAUCGCUUGCUUCUCCGGUCCAGCCUUUGGCUGUCCAAACGGAUCACCAGGAGAGCCCACAAGCCUCCAAAGAAUCUGGCGGGGAAAAUGCUAGCCUCUCAAUGAACAACAGUGCAUCGGUAUCGGUUUCAACUGCCGCUGGUGCUCAGAAGCCACCAGGAACUGAUCCGUGUGCAAGAUCAGCCGGAGCGCCGGAGGCUGUGGUUCCUCAGUUUGACGGUUCAGCUGAAACCCCUGGAUCUCAGCCACAUCUUUCCCCCUCUCCAUCCCAGCCUGUUUCUCAACACAGAACCGUUCAGCUUAAUGCUGCUGGAUCAACGCACUCCUCGACGUGCCCUGUUGGUCAAAAACCGAACUCUGUGGCUGUGCCCUUGGGGACAGCUCUUCCUGAAGCUCCAUCAAUACUGGCACACUCCACCUGUGCACCCAGCACCCCCUUCAAAGAGCCUGACCCCAGCAAAAUAGUUUCUCUCAAGAUCAUAGUGAGCGACGAAGCCGAUGACCAAUCCAGCGACUUGGCCUUGAGCCAGGCGGUGUCGAGCAUCACUGGGGAGAGACUGCCCACCAUCAUUCUCUCCUCCCCCGCCAAGUCCCCCGCCAAGGCUUCCGCAGCCGCCGUCUGCUCCAUCACACAGGAGGAGACGGUCCAGGCCGUCUGCUGCCUACAGGGGGCAGACCUCAACCCUCUCCUCACGGGGAAAAUCGGGGAGGCCGUGAUGGGAUUGCCGGCCCGUGGCGUUGAGGAGGGCGUCCAGCUGUCCGUCGCCGGCGACCUGUCACAGGAAGCUGGGUACAUCCAGCUGGUUCCUGGGGCCGCCCCGUACGGAAGCUCCAGCAGCUACUUCGUCGUGGCCGACCCAGCAGCUGUCAGCCAGCAGUCGAAGCUGAUGGUGCUCCCCGGGUGCCCCUCGCUGGGACAGGCGUCCCCCGCGUCGCACAUGCUGACGACGCCACCCCGCCCGGUGAUCUCUGUGGCUCAGGACGUCUCGCAGGCCUACUCACCUGGCUCAACACUGUUCAUAUCAUCCCCGUCCCAGCCCAUGUUGCAAAGCAUGAUGGUCCCAGUAUCAGUCGUUGGUCAAAGCAGUGUGGGAAAGUUCACUGUCGUCCAAAAUCAGCUAUUACAGGUGACAGCUCCAGGUGUGAAAACCCCGGGGAAGGGUAAACAAAAGCCUAAGCUGGCACCCAAGGACCGAGCAGUUUCAGGUAAAGCUAGUGCAACGGAUAAAUCCACAAAGACCUUGGACCCAAAUCCGCAGUGCUUGCCAGCAGCUCUGAAGCCCCAGACUGUGAGGACGGCGGACUCAUCCCAGCCCUCAGAGACAGCAGGACCGCAGCAGCAGCAGCCUCCCGAGCGCACCUCAGCAGGCCACGCCCCAGCCCCCAGUUCCAGCCCCCGCCCUCACCGGAGGGUGCUGUGCUUCGAUGUCUCGGCCGAAAACCCCGACCCUGCUCCGGCAGAGGAGAAACCUUCGCCUCCCCCUGAGGGGCCCGCCUGCACACCUGCGGCCCCCGUUCCAGCCUCCUGCGGCCGGGAGCCUCAAAAAGACACUCCCAGCGGCCAGUCACCCGGCAGCUGUAAACUCAGGGCGAUACAGCCGGCCAUUCUGCGCGGCAGUAGGACUACGGACGGGAAAAUGAGACCCGAGGCAACAGCAAAAGUCGCGGACAAGAAAAAGCCUUCAGAGGCGCCCAAGGAGUCUGAGAAAAGAGCCACGGAACCGUCACAGAGCCUGUCCAGGAGCGCCUCGGAGCAGGAGACGAGAACUCAGGGUACGAGCGGCAGGAGAGACGCCGCUCUGCCAGAACCCGCCAAGCGGAAGUCGGAAUGCCGGAGGAAAUCCCACCAGUUGGAGAAGAAGGAUGACGAGGGAUCCGCUUCCACCCACGGCGUUAAAUCCGUGGCCCCCGGCAACAGGACGACGUCGAAAUCCGCGGGCUCAAAGAAGCUAGCGGAGGAGAGAAGCAGGGCGGAGAAAGGCGAAGGUGCGCAGAAGUGCAAGGAGGCGUGGCCGGAGAGGAGGGGCUCCUCCCACACCGCUCUCCACGUCACGGCCAACAAGGAGAACGAGGUGGAGCCGGGGAGAGGCGAGCAGCCCCCCGCGAGCGCCGCGCCGCAAGAGGACCCGGCUCCCCCCGCCGCCGUCGGUUCGGCAGCCCCCGCUGCGCAGGGCGGCUCCGGCAGAGCCCCUCCCAGCAUGACGAGCCCCCUCACCAAGCAGGCCGCGGAAAUGCUGCAGGACAUACAGGGCCACAACCCUGCAGCCACGCCCACGAAGAGAUCGUCGGGCCUGGGGUGUCCCGGGCUGCCUCUGCCCAGAACCCCCGGGUCCGGGUGUUACCCGGAGGAGCCACCCGACACCCUGAGGACGCCCGUCCGUCAGAGGCCGGGUCGGGACGGCGACGGCACGCCUCGGCACCUCCCGCCGCCCGCCACCCCGGACAUCCCCACCUGCAGUCCCGCCAGCGAGGCCGGGAGCGAGAGCAGCAUCAACAUGGCCGCCCACACGCUGAUGAUCCUGUCCCGCGCCGCCAUCGCCAGGACGGGCACGCCGCUGAAGGACAGCGUGCGCCAGCAGGGGGCGGCCGCCCCCGCCGUGACCCCCAAGGGCAAAAAACGCAAGCCGGCCGAGCCUCUGGCCAGCCCUACCUCGAAGAAAGAGACGCAGCACGGCGGCUCGGCGGCCGCUAAGAAGGCUAAGAAGCAGAAGAAGAUGCUGGAUUCCUUCCCUGAUAACCUGGACGUGGACAAGUUCCUGUCGUCGUUGCAUUAUGACGAGUGAGGCAGGUGGACAGAGAGAACUCUCAGGCAGGACACUGGUGUGAAUAACCACAGCAGGGGAUUACCAUAUACAGGGCCUGUGGUGGCCCAACGAAGGAUCUUAUUUCAGGGCAUGACAUGAACAUUCAAUCCACAUUGAACUCUGAAUGUAUUGCCACAUAGAAAUGCAAUUUUUUCUUCAAAUAAACCAUUUUUUUGGUUUGUGUUUUAUAUUGUCAGUACCUGUGGUUUCUUGCAUUACUUUCCUUCUCUGAUUUUGGCUAUUUAGUCUCGUGGGCUGCAGUCUGAUGUGCUGGACCCGUAGCCGGAAAGCAGGCCUGAAUCCCUUGUACAUUUAUGAAUGGAUAAUAUGUAAGCUGCUGCAGACACCCAAAAUAAGGUCAUUGAGAUGGCCAAUGAAAUGGCAAUUAAAUUGUUUAGGGAAAGAGUAUAUAACUACACUAUGAUGCCAAGCAGAACUUAUUCUAAAAUGUCUGAUGAGUAGCAUUAGCUCUAAAGACUGGGAGCAUAAAGCAGUUAAACUGUAAAAUUAUAUAAUUUGAUUUGCACAUUUCUGCUUUUGUUCCUUUGACACUCUGGCCAGAUAAGGUUUUUACUUUUUGGUCUUCCCUGUCUGAAUUGUUCAUGCACAUCAUUAUGAAAGAAUUUUUCUUCUGGGUAUUUGUCCUCUGUGUAGGUAAAUUUUCAAUGAAAACGUGAAAUUAAAAGUUUUUAAAAAUAUUUAUUUUUAGUCUGUCCAGUAUCAGAAGCAUAUUCAUCGGCGAAAGGCAGAUAAUCCUCAGCACACAAUCUGAAACAGUGUUUGAAAGUUUGGAUAUUCAUGUGAAUUCAUUUUAUGGCUUCCAUAGCUAUAGAUUUCCCAAACAAUGUCCUGUGUUGUGACAUAAUUUGGUUUUCCAAAGCACACAUUGAAACUGGUGUCUGAGGGUAGGUUUACAGGAAAGGGGAAAAAAAUCUUUUUAGCACCAUUCAUUUACAAGUAAGGCCAGAAAUGUUUUUAAAUUGUCUUUAAAAUUUUAUUGGUUAAAAUGUAGGAACCCUGCUAUGAACUGCUUUGACAGCUUGGUGAUAUUUGAAUCCAUGUAACACAAAAUUGCCAAGUGUACCAGUGAUGGUACCUGUACCAUCACUGCCUGACUGAGCUACAUGGAUCUUUCAAUGAAAACACUGAUCCACAUGAAUACCAUCUAUAGAUUUAGGAUUCAACCAAGUUACCAUUAUGACUGCUUCAUGAGCCAGCACUCAAUAAAACAUGAACAAAAACAAGACUCAAAAGUCAAUGGCAAAGUGCAACAAAACUGAAUUAUCAAAGGGUUGAGUUUUUGAAAAAGGAUGGAACCCUAAACUACAAAUGUUAGUACUUGCAGAAAUGUGUUUAUUUUUGUUUGAUAAGUAACAUGAACCACAGCUGAAAAUUCGGUAGCUUACAGUGACUUUAAAAAAAAAACAGAA